This is a messenger RNA of Rhagoletis zephyria (snowberry fruit fly), 1415 nucleotides long. Its product is annotated as high mobility group protein 20A-like. The record is from RefSeq and is a predicted model, not a curated record. Lineage: Eukaryota; Metazoa; Arthropoda; Insecta; Diptera; Tephritidae. Gene Ontology annotation, cellular component: nucleus. Gene Ontology annotation, biological process: regulation of gene expression.
GCUGAAGCAAUUUUUAACAACUCUGCUUCAUUUCAUUUAAAAACGCCCUGUCAAACAUUUUGACAGCGGUGUACGCCCAACUGAACAUACCCAAAGCAGCGGCUUUUUCAUAUGUUGAGCAAAAUUUGUGCAAGAAUGUUCGUUACCUAUGUGGUUCGGAAUUAGCAGUCAUACAGUUGUUAAAUAAAAGUUAAAUUGUGCAACAAAAAAAGCAUAGAUAAAGUAGAAAACGUCAUUGAUAGUGCGGAUUCUUUAAACUUAAUUACAUGCAUAAAGAAGGCAUGGAAAUUGUUGAAUCGGCAGCAGAGGGUAGCAAAAAACAGAUGAACGAAGUGUUAACAGUAGCAGCGUCGUCGGCGGAGGACAUUGGCAAUAGCAACGUGACUGGUAGUAGCGCUGCUAACAGUUCUGCAGCUGCUGCUUCAACAACGGAUAAAAAAAAAGAAAAUACGUCAAAAACUGCAACCAUUGGAUCAACUGACGUCAAAGAUAUGGAUAUCGAGAUUGAAGAAAUUCAACCAAAGUCUUCAGCACCGGCAAGUUUUUCAAAAGUUGAUGAGAAAACACAACAGCCGUCUGCUAAAUUAACAUCCUCUGUUACUGUCGCUUCAUGUAAACGCAUAGAUCAUGAUAUGCCCAUUAUAUCAAUAUCGGAUGGAGAAGAUGCAGUGGGUCAGCAUACACCAACAACUGCGCAAAAAGUUAGCCGUAAACGUAAUAGUGUAGGUGCAGCUAAAGCUGAGGAUGAGCAAUUUCUUUUGAAACGGCGUAAAAUUAAAGUGGCCGGUGCGCCAAAAAUGCCCUUAACAGGUUAUGUUCGUUAUAUGAAUGAUCGCCGAGAGUCGCUACGCAAGGAACUGCCCCUAAAAACGGCGAUUGAGCAUACAAAAAUCAUCGGUGAGGAAUGGCAAAAGAUGACAGAGGACAAAAAAGCACCCUAUAUGAAGGCAGCUGAGCUGGAUAAGCAACGCUAUCUCGAUGAAUUGCACACAUUCCUUAAAGAACGUCCUGAUGUGUUGGCCUGUGAGCUGGCGAAGAGUAAGCAGCAAAAGAACAAAGGUCCUGGGGAAGCUGGAAAACCCGUAUUGAAGGAGAAAUCGCAAUCAUCUGGCAAUAUCAAAUCACCGAAUAAAGAGCCGCACGUCAGCACAAACGCCGCCAGCAAGGAUAAAUCGCGCCGCAAUUCCGAAAAGGAUAACUCGCCACCGCCGGCUGCAACAGCAACAGCAACAGACAACAAACAUCGACGUAAGCGUACACCAACACCUCCUCGCGCACAAAGUAGCAAUAACAACAGAAACGCCAUCGCUUACACAAGCACCCCAAACAAUGCCACUUCUGGCAACAAUCACAACAGCAAACCAACAACAGAAACAAAUGAUAAUGCCGCAUCAACUCUCUUAUCCGCCACAGUC